AUGGGAGCUGAAAUUAUUGUGGUCAAUAUGUUGCCUGAGGAAGAAGCAUGCAAGCUUUUUAAAGAGAAGGCGGGAAUUUCUGAUGAUUUCAUUUUGAAUGAUGUUGCGAAACAGGUUGAAGGGGAAUGCAAAGGUUUACCUCUUGCAAUCGUUGUUGUUGCUAGGGCAUUAAGGAGCAAUCAUACACUAGAAUCCUGGAAUCGUGCCCUUCGACAACUAAGAAAGGACAGAAUGGGAAACCUAAAAGGAGUUCAAGAUUUGGUGUUUUCACGAAUUGAAUUGAGCUAUAAUCAUUUGGAAACUGCUGAAGCUAAGUACCUACUUUUGCUUUGUAGUUUGUUUCCAGAGGAUCAUAGUAUUCCAAUCGAAGACUUGGUUAGGUAUGGACAAGGGCUGCAGCUGUUCCAAGAUACGGAGGCAUUGAGAGAUGCAAGAGACAAAGUAGACAUGCUGGUUGAUGAGUUAGAAAGCUCCUAUUUGUUGCUAAAUGAUGGUGAAAAAGAAGACUAUGUAAAAUUACAUGAUGUCGUGCGAGAGGUUUGCUUGUCAAUUGCAUCAAAAGCGGAGCAUGAAUUUUUAGUGAGCAAUGCUGGAGUGGGAGAAAAGAAUUCUUACACGGCAAUUUCACUAAUAUCGCAAGAUUCCAAUCAUAAUCUACUUCCAUUUUGCAAGGUAUAUCCAAGGCUUAUGCUAUUGCGUUUGGUAUUCCAAUUCGAUUGGCCAUUCGAAUUAGGGAAAUUGGACCUGCUUAUUAGGAAUGGAAGCUCUCAAGGUCAUGGAUUUAAACUUCUUCCAUAUAGAAUUUGCAGUAUCAUGGCCUGGCCAAAUGUUAAGGAGCCUUCGGACACUGUGCCUGGAUAG
Molecule: messenger RNA, 861 nt
Organism: Coffea arabica (coffee)
Lineage: Eukaryota; Viridiplantae; Streptophyta; Magnoliopsida; Gentianales; Rubiaceae
Source: RefSeq, a predicted model, not a curated record